AUGAGGCUUAUGCUCGGCGUGCGGAGCGAGUACCGGCGCUCAGAUUGGUACGACGGCAUGCGCUUCAACCCGUCCAGGGACAACGUUCUCUCGUGCAGAGAUGAGGAUGAACAUGCCAAGCUACGGUCAAAGAUGGUCGCGGGUUACUCUGGCCGUGAGGUCCAGGCCUUUGAGCAAAAGAUUGACGAGAACCUCGUCCGGCUGAUCGAGCUCAUCGAAGGCUACGUUGACGAGAGGAAACCAUUAGAUUUCGGGAGAAAGGCGCAGUUCUUCACGCUGGACGUCAUUUCGGAUCUCGCUUUCGGCGAGCCGUUUGGGUUCGUGGGGUCUGAUUCGGAUAUGUAUGAGUAUAUCAAGACGACGGAGGAGAAUCUGCCUGUGUUUAUGGGCAUGACUGUGGUACCUUGGGUCAUCAGGUUGUUUCGGUAUCCUCUUCUUAGAUCGAUGUUGCCUACGGAGAAGGAUCGGCUGGGUUUUGCAAAGAGAUUCUCCGCCGAACGGUUUGGUCUUGAUGCGAAGGUCCAGAGGGAUAUGCUUGGUUCUUUUGUCGCCCACGGCCUCACGCAAGAGGAAGCUGAGUCCGAGAUCCUGCUUCAGAUCAUUGCCGGCUCCGACACAACAGCAACAGCAAUCCGCGCCACACUCCUCUACAUUAUUACAAACCCCCGCGUCCACAACAAACUCCUGGCAGAGAUCCUCUCUAUGGACGACACCGCCCCUCGCCGCCCCAUCAUCUCCGACGCCGAGGCCCGCAACUUACCCUACCUCCAAGCCGUCAUCAAAGAAGGGCUGCGCAUAUUCCCACCCGUGGCGGGCCUGAUGGCCAAGCAGGCGCCGCCAGAGGGCGACGCAUGGAACGGCGCCUUCAUUCCGGGAGGGACACGCGUCGGGUGGUCUUCGUGGGCCAUGUUUCGCCGGCGAGACAUCUUUGGCGAGGAUGCGGGCGAGUUUAGGCCGGAGAGGUGGCUUGUUGGGGAGGGUGAAGGAGAAGACGAGGAAAAGGAAGAAGAUGGUACGACGCCAGCAGAGAAGAAGCUGCGCGAGAUGGAGGCUACGAUUGAGCUGGUCUUCAGUUAUGGGCGGUAUCAGUGUCUCGGAAGGCCGGUUGCGUUGAUGGAGUUGAAUAAAGUGUUUGUUGAGCUGCUUCGACGAUUUGAACUCACCAUCUGCGAUCCGUUGAAUCCGUGGAAGACUCUCAACUGCGGUAUCCACGCACAGUCUGAGUAUUGGAUCAGGGCCCAGCGAAGAAGGUAG
Messenger RNA from Colletotrichum fioriniae, 1254 nucleotides. The record is from RefSeq and is a predicted model, not a curated record. Lineage: Eukaryota; Fungi; Ascomycota; Sordariomycetes; Glomerellales; Glomerellaceae.